Molecule: messenger RNA, 3040 nt
Organism: Cyphomyrmex costatus
Lineage: Eukaryota; Metazoa; Arthropoda; Insecta; Hymenoptera; Formicidae
Exons: 2
Source: RefSeq, a predicted model, not a curated record
AUGGGUGAAAACGAGUUGAGCAGGUUAAAGAAGCGUCGCGGUCUAGUUAAAGCAUCUCUCACGAGAUUUAAAACUUUCUUAGACGAUUAUGUACACGAUCGCGAUUAUUAUGUCUUAAAGGUUCGUCUUGAAAGGGCAAAUCUUCUGCUCGCAGAAUUUGAAGAAGUGCAUAUGGCAAUCGAAUUAGCUGAAAAUGCCAAUGAUGACGCAUCUAGACAACUAUUUGAGGAUAGUUAUUACGAGGCCAUAGCAACUUCCCAUAUAAACUUGCCGAAAUUUGAUGGCAAAUACGAGGAGUGGUUAAGUUUUGAAGACACAUUCAAUGCCUUAGUUCACAGUAACGUAAUAAUUCAGACAGUACAAAAGUUCAAUUAUUUGAAAUCAUGCUUGGUGGGCAACGCAGCUCACAUUAUUCAGUCAUUAACUUCAACUGCAGAGAAUUAUGAAAUCGCAUGGAACUUAUUAAAAGAGAGAUAUAGCAAUAAACGCAUUAUCAUUCAAAAUCACGUUAGAGCAUUAUUCGAUUUGCAAGUUGUAACUAAAGAGUCUUCACUGGGUUUGAGUACUUUGAUCGACACUGCACUUAAACACAUACAUUCUUUGCAGGCUUUAGAGCAGCCAGUGAUUGGCUGGGAUGCAUUACUCUUACAUUUGAUAGGUUCAAAGGUAGACAAGAAAACACAGAUGGAAUGGGAGAAAUCUCUAGAUGGCUCAGAGAUGCCCACAUUAGAACAAUACUUAAAAUUCUUGCGUAAUAGAUGUCAUGUUUUAGAAGCGAUACCCAAGGAUGCUGCGAAUGCAGCGAAUCAAAAGCAAUUAAAUGCGAAUAAGGUAACAUCAAGUAAACCAAAGCAGGCGUUACUUGAAACACAGAGUAAGGUUAAGUGUCAUGUUUGUGGAAAGAAUCACAACAUACAAAACUGCGAAGAGUUCCAGGCUAUGAGUCAAGGUGAGAAAUCAGAUGCUAUAAAGAAGGCAGGUUUGUGCUUUAAUUGUUUCAGAGCAAAUCACAAGGUUUCCGCAUGUAAAGCAAGUAGUUGCAGGAAGUGUGAUCGUAGGCAUCAUACUUUAUUACACCCGCUUAAUUCAAAAGAUACUCAUACAGCAAGCGGAGAGAAUGCUUAUCAGGAAGAGCAAAACAAGACUCAAGAUUCUAAACCAGUUAAUCAGAUUUUAAGUUCACAAUUGAGUGACACUUCACACAUUUUAUUAUCUACAGCCGUAGUAGAUAUCGCUGAUGUUACAGGAAAAUUCCACUCAUGUAGAGUAGUUUUAGAUUCGGGAUCUCAAUCGAAUUUUAUUGCGGAACAAUGUUGUGAUAAGUUGAAAUUAUUCAAAACCAAUGUAAAUGUUCCCGUCAAGGGAAUUGGAGAAACACUUUCACAAAUUAAGUUGUCGACAAAUGUUAUCGUCAAAUCCAGAAUUGAUGCAUUCACACUUAAGCUGAAUUGUUUAGUUAUUCGUAAGUUAACAGAUUUUUUACCGUCAAGGACAAUUGAUCGUGAAUCACUUGGCAUUCCUAAAAAUGUAAGGUUAGCAGAUCCUGGAUUUGAUCGACCGUCGCAUAUUGAUAUGCUUAUUGGCGCUGAAUACUUCUAUCAGUUACUAUGUAUAGGACAGAUUAAAUUAAAUUCUUGUUCAACUAUAUUACAAAAAACGAAGUUCGGUUGGAUAGUUUCUGGCAAGAUUAAUUCUCUUGAACCUCUAACAACUAGUUUAUGCCAUAUCUCUCGAGGUACACUGGACGAUGCUGUGCAAAGAUUCUGGGAAAUAGAAGAGCUACCAGCUAAACGGAUAUUAUCACCGGAAGAUGAGAAAUGUGAACAACAUUAUAAGGAAACUUUCAAGAGAUUAUCUUCUGGACGUUUUUCAGUAAGAUUACCUUUCAAUAAUCAAAGGAAGAAAUUAGGCGAGUCAUAUGAGAUAGCGUUAAGACGAUUGCUAAGUUUAGAAAGAAGAUUAAACGCAAGGCCUGAAUUAUACGAGGAUUACCGAAGUUUCCUUCGGGAAUAUGAAGCUCUUGGACACAUGACUGAGGUCAAGGAAGUAAACAAGAAAGAAGGAUAUUUUCUUCCUCAUCAUUCUGUUAUAAAGGAAUCCAGUACUACAACCAGACUCAGAGUAGUUUUUGACGCGUCAGCUAAAACCACUAGUGGCAUCUCAUUGAAUGACACAUUAUUUAGUGGUCCAACAGUUCAACAGGACCUUCUGUCUAUUGUGCUAAGAUUUCGUUUGCACUAUAUAGUUUUUACAGCAGACAUUCAGAAGAUGUACAGACAAGUACUCAUACAUCCAGAAGAUUGUUUACAUCAGAGGAUCUUGUGGAGAAAUAAUUCUCAAGAAAUCAUUCGAAGUUAUGAGCUCAACACGAUAACGUAUGGAUUGUCCUCGGCACCAUACCUGGCUACGCGUACAUUGAUUCAAUUAGCGAAGGAGGAAAAACAAAAUUAUCCUGAGGCAGCAGAUAUCGUCAUGAGAGAUUUCUAUGUCGACGAUCUAUUAACUGGAGCUGAAACACUUGAACAAGCGAUAAAAUUGAAAACUCAGAUUACAGAAUUAUUAAAUAGCGGAGGUUUUAAGCUACGCAAAUGGGCUUCUAACCAUUCUCAGCUCAUUGAAUCCCCAACAAAUGAGCAGCAAGAAGAGCAGUGGUGCUUCGAUUUUAUGGAGGCACACAAAACAUUAGGGAUUCUCUGGAAUCCACAACAAGAUUGUUUUUUGUACCGACUGACAACGCAUCAGGAAGUAUCUAAGAUAACCAAACGAGUUGUUUUAUCACAAACAGCAUCUUAUUACGAUCCUCUUGGAUUGAUAGGGCCAGUCAUUGUUAAGGCCAAGAUAUUACUUCAGAAUAUAUGGAAACUACAAUUAACUUGGGAUGAAACAGUUCCAAUGGAAAUUCAUACAGCGUGGAGAACACUUAAGGAUAGCAUAUCUGACUUAAAAAACAUUGCAUUUCCUAGACACAUCUGUUUAGCAAGAGCAGUGGAACUCCAACUUCAUGGAUUCGCUGAUGCUAGCGAGGUUGCUUACGGAGCAU